Pelobates cultripes (western spadefoot toad) is the source of this 558-nucleotide messenger RNA. Lineage: Eukaryota; Metazoa; Chordata; Amphibia; Anura; Pelobatidae. The record is from the annotation of a GenBank genome assembly.
AUGGCUGACAGCCCCCCACAACAAGGGUGCAUACAACAGCCGCCACACCAAGACCCAUGCGACUAUGCUGAAAAUUUCUACAGAAAUUGGAAGCUCACUUUAACACGUUUUGGGCUAAUUUGGAAGCUAAGAAAGGGGCAACCCAGAUGCAGCCUCCAGGCGGUUAACAGAGAAGCGAGCGUCAGAAUGGCUAAAAUGCCUCAAACACAAGCAGCACAUACCCACUCUGCUGACCUACCUGGGCCGCAAACCACCAAACAAGCCUCCCUCACUCACCCACCUGGGAAGUCAGCUCGAUGUCGUUUGGACCCAACUGGCAGUCACAUAUGGCCAAGACAGCUAAAACACAACUUGAGGGAGGCGACAAACAGGUCUACUGCAGAGCGGAGGGAGACAAGCCCUAGGAUUGCUAAGCGGGAAGCAGGAGAUGAAGAGGCAUGGAAGAAGUCAGGGAGGCCGCAAAGUUUCCCGAUCACCACAUUAACAGCCUUCAAGCUGCUGGGCUGGCGGAGUUAUGCAAGACGCACCUCGGUGAACUGUGCAUGCAUGGCAGGUUAA